GCUCAACGGUGCUGUGAUCAAAGGCUUCGAGGAGGAUGUUGGGACCAAGAUCUCCUUCUACGGCUUCACGGUGAACACCAUGAAGAACUCCCUCAUCGCCUACGAGGAGUAUGGCUUCACUCAGAUACCCCAGGCCAAGGACCUGGGGUACAUCUUCAUCCCCUCGGACUUCCGUGACUAUGUGAUGCUGAAGUCAGCCAUCCAGGGCAGCCCAGUCACCGAGGGCUCAGACAAGGGGGAUGAGCCACAGAAGUAUUUUGGACCGGAGGCAUCUGCAGAGAAGUUCAAGCUGCUGCAUCCUGAUUUCCUGCAGUACCUGACAACGAGGUGA
This is a messenger RNA of Antrostomus carolinensis (chuck-will's-widow), 331 nucleotides long. RefSeq names its product ST6 N-acetylgalactosaminide alpha-2,6-sialyltransferase 2 (gene ST6GALNAC2). Gene Ontology annotation, molecular function: alpha-N-acetylgalactosaminide alpha-2,6-sialyltransferase activity. The record is from RefSeq and is a predicted model, not a curated record. The annotation marks the transcript as partial. Lineage: Eukaryota; Metazoa; Chordata; Aves; Caprimulgiformes; Caprimulgidae. Gene Ontology annotation, biological process: protein O-linked glycosylation. The transcript is spliced from 3 exons.